Aspergillus costaricaensis CBS 115574 is the source of this 411-nucleotide messenger RNA. RefSeq lists its product as uncharacterized. The transcript has 10 exons. Bases 1 to 411 code for a protein of 136 amino acids. The record is from RefSeq and is a predicted model, not a curated record. Lineage: Eukaryota; Fungi; Ascomycota; Eurotiomycetes; Eurotiales; Aspergillaceae.
AUGGCAUGGUAUGUGAGUGUUAGUUACUAUUGCGCCGUUGGAAUGACUCCACUGGUGGGGAGUGGGAUGUUAGCACUUAGCAGUCUUGGUGCCAUGGUGGGUAAUCCGGAGUUGUGUGGACUGUGGAGGGACUGUGCCGAUCCGCACCCCCUCCUUCUGCCUAGCCUAAAAGUAGUGGACACACCAUGCAAGAAGGUUAUUGUCCGAAGUUUCAUCAUUGAGCGUUGCGCUAAUUGGUCAUUGAGACACCCGGGGGUUUGGGAUCACCGAAUGUUGUACCACAACAGAGCUAUUUCUUAUCUGCACAUAGAAAAUCAAUAUAUUGAGUAUGAGGAGCCCGGCUUUUUGCUUGAGCUGUGGGUGUGUGUGGGUUCGCGCGAUACGAAGCUGGAUGUUGCUGCAGUUGUUUAA